CGGCCCCCUACCGGCCCCCAGCCUGCCCCCUCCCCUCACCCCAGCCUCCCGCCGCCUGCGUCCAGCCGCGCCCUGCCGCCCGCAGCUUCUCCUGCACUGUCUUCACCUUCGGCCAGACGGGCUCCGGGAAGACCUACACCCUGACCGGGCCUCCUCCGCAGGGAGAGGGUGUGCCCGUACCCCCCAACCUAGCUGGCAUCAUGCAGAGGACCUUCACCUGGCUGUUAGACCGGGUGCAGCACCUGGGCGCUCCUGUUACCCUCCGUGCCUCCUAUUUGGAGAUCUACAACGAGCAGGUUCGAGACCUUCUGAGCGUGGGCUCUCCCCGGCCCCUCCCUGUUCGCUGGAACAAGACCCGGGGCUUCUAUGUGGAGCAGCUGCGGGUGGUGGAGUUUGGGAGUCUGGGGGCCCUGAUGGAACUUCUGCAAAUGGGUCUUAGCCGCCGACGGAGCUCAGCUCACACCCUGAACCAGGCCUCCAGCCGAAGCCAUGCCCUGCUCACGCUCUACAUCAGCCGUCAAACUGUGAGUGUCCCCACGUGGGGAAGGAGCUGGCCCAGGGCCACCCAGCCAGGGUCUGCCUCUGGAUGUAGAAAGCGACUUGGGCAUGUGCCAGAGGUAAUGGUGGAAAUCGUUGGCUUUGUGCCUUUGGUGGGGACGGCCCCUGCCGAGUCCCUGUCGAGCCCUGAUCCCCCUGCCCCACAGAUGCCUCCAGGUGACCCCGGGGAGCCCCCCGUGGGGGGGAAGCUGUGCUUUGUAGACCUGGCUGGCAGUGAGAAGGUGGCAGCCACAGGAUCCCGCGGGGAGCUGAUGCUUGAGGCGAACAGCAUCAACCGGAGCCUGCUGGCCCUGGGUCACUGCAUCUCCCUGUUGCUGGACCCACAGCGGAAGCAGAGCCACAUCCCCUUCCGGGACAGCAAGCUCACCAAGCUGCUGGCAGACUCGCUGGGGGGACGCGGGGUCACCCUCAUGGUGGCCUGCGUGUCCCCUUCAGCCCAGUGCCUUCCUGAGACUCUCAGCACCCUGCGAUACGCAAGCCGAGCCCAGCGGGUCACCACUCGGCCACAGGCCCCCAAGUCGCCUUCGCCUACGGCAAAGCAACCCCAGCGUUUGGAGAUUGAGAUAUUGCAGCUCCAGGAGGAGAACCGUUGUCUGCGGUCCCAACUGGGGCAAAUAGACCCCAAGGCCUCAAGGCUCAGUGGGGCUCGGGUGGCCUGGGCCCAGCGGAACCUCUAUGGGAUGCUACAGGAGUUCAUGCUGGAGAAUGAGAGGCUCAGGAAAGGACAGAGCCAGCUGCAGAGUAGCCGGGCCCGGGCCUGGGAUGAGCAGCGCGUCCUGGCCCAGCAGGUCCAGGAGCUGGAGCGGCGCCUCCUCUGUGCCUGCAACCGUCACCAGCCACACCCUGGCCCAGCCCCACCGUGUCCCUGUGUGACGGCACCGGCUCCCCGAUGCCACGCCCUGCCACCCCUCUGCUCCUGCUGCCACCUGUGCCCCCUGUGCCGAGCGCCACUGGCCCACUGGGCCUGCGCAUGUAGGGAGCUCCACCUGCCCCAGGUGUUUGGCCCUAAGGCCCCAGGGGGCGUGCCCCUGUCUGCCCAGCCCCCACCCUGGGCACCCCCAUGCGACCCUGGCUCUGCCAAGUGUCCGAGAGAGAGGAGUCCUAGCGACUGGUCUCAGACCCGAGUCCUGGCAGAGAUGCUGAUGGAGGAGGCGGUGGUACCCUCUGCACCACCCCUGCCCGUGGGGCCCCCGGACACGUCACCAGUGCUGCGAGGUGGGGCUGCGGUUCCAAACCUGGCCCGGAGACUGGAGGCCCUCAGAGACCAAAUUGGCAGCUCCCUGCGUCGCGGCCGGAGCCAGCCACCCCCCAGCGAGGCUACACGGAGCCCCAGCCGAGUCCUCCCUCCCUGCUGAGGGCAAGGCAGAAACCGGGAGGCCACCGCGUGACCUUGGUCUGGGCUCUGUGCUCCCGGGCUUCAGUCCCCCCAUCUGCUCAAUGGGGACAGCAGCUGCCCGCUCCCCUCUGCAGCGGCACCGGGCACAGGGUUGUUCCUAAGGGCUGCGGGUAGGGCGGGUGGGCAGGUGGGGGGAGCAGAGGGAGGCUGCCGCCCCAGACGGGGAGAGAUGAGACUGCAUUCGGAGAAGCCAGGCCGCGGGUGAUGAAGUAGACGAAUAAAGAGAGGUGCCGGCUCCCAGUGCGGCGGGGCCUGUCUCCGGCCGGCGUUGGGCACUGCAGGGAGGCACCCCGGAGACGAGGGGCUCUCGGCAGAGGUGCGUGCCCCUGCUGAUCACGAAUAGUCCAGGGUGCCAUCUCCUUCGUAGAGGGCACAGCGUUAAUGGAGCAACUACUGCAUGCACCAGGGCAGACGUGGGGAGAUCAGAGGGUGAGCGUCUCGGUGCGGGAGCUGGAGGGAGACCGGUUCCAGCUCGCUGUCUGUGCCGGUUGCAGGGGCCCUGGUGCCAGAGGGGUCGUGAGGUCUGAGUUCUGAUGCCACAGGCUUGCCCGGACGUUGGGCAGGCCUUGAACCCUCCCUGGAUCACUUCCUUGUAUUCAGCCAGUUAGAUGGGGGUGAGGCUCCUUUCUGUGGGGUUCAAGUGUGGGUCAGGAGGUGAAGAAUAUCAGGAUGCCGGUAGGAUGCAGCGGGUCUGCAGUUAGGGGGAAGUCCAGAUGCAGCAUGAGAAAUUGGGGGUGCCAGCGGGAGGCUCAUCUAACUCCUCCAUUUUAUAGUCAGGGAAACUGAGAUCCACAGGGCCCGUUCCUGCCUUAGUUCGCUCAUUCAUUCAUUCAACACUCCUGGCAUCAACGCAAACCAGGGGGGUGAACAGGACUGACGAGGGACACGCUGGCUUUGCCCAGGAAGCUCACACUGGCCGGGUAUUGAAAGGCAAGAUGUGUGGCUGAGCAUUCAGGGUGUUCAACAGUAGAGACUCAGUGGAAGGAGGCAGAGCCGGGGACGUGGGGUAAUGACCAGACGACACAGGCCACCGGGCUCGGCAGAGUGGGCUGUGGUUAGGUCCCCAGACUGAACCACACACGUGCAGAUCUCGCCUCCUCACUUAACCGUGAGUGAUCCUGGGCAAAUGACUUCACUGCUCCGAACCUGAGUCCUCUCCUCUCAGGAUGGAUACAAUAGUAAUACCCCCUCACUGGCCAGUCGUGGGGAUUAAAUCCACUUGUGGAUGGAAAGAGUGCAGCACAAGGUUUUGCUGGUUGCAGACAAGUUAGCCAAAAGCAACUUUCAGCCAAUAUGACCAUUUGAUGAAAUCGAUUAUCUGGGUUCAAAAAAAAUUCGUUCCACAAAUCCCUAUGGAGAAUCCACUUUGGGCCAGCCUUGAACAAAAUCUAAGAAUCCUUACUGUCCCCAAACACAGACCAAAAAAAAAAAAACAAAAACAAAGGGCAGAAUAGAGGGAACUCAGUGAUAAAUGCCAUGGAGCAAAAUCUAGCAGGGAGGUCCAUCUGCCAGGGUGGGUGCAAUUCAGAAUAGGGGGCAUCAGGAAAGGUCUUAUGCAGGUGACAUUCACUCAGAGACCAGAAGGAGCGGAGGAGGGUGAACCUGGUUAGUGCCAUAAAGUCGUUUUUUCCUACUCUGAGUAAUUGUGGUGCCACCUGGGCUCCGGUGGCUCGGCAGGCUUGAGCCUGGGCACCCCCCCUCCCCAGAGCCCUUCUCUCUCUUUCACACUAUGGGGGCCCUGCUUGCUGGGAGGUCCCCAGCCCCCGGUGGGAAAGGCCCCUGGCUCUGAGCGUGAGAGCUUUCCUCAGCUGCCUUGGGAGCGUGGACAGGGACCACCCAGGGGGACCCUGGCUAUUGCUGGUCCAUUUCGUGUUUGGAUGAUUCCUUCUUCUGCUGGAGCCAGCCCCGAUUUUCCAGUUUCCUAGUUCCAGCUCAGCAAAACCCCCACUUACUUUCCCAGAGAUAGACUCAAGGAGACCAGUCUCCGGCACCCCAUCCACUAGGCCAUGUGUCCAUCUCCGGGUCAACAUCCUUGCUCUAGAACUGCCCCUUUCCCAGAAUCCUGAAACCCUGGCGGAAUUCCAGAGGACCCCAGUAAUGUGUCAAGACUUUUCGAGUCCAGUGGUCCUUACUGAAAGCUUGAGGACUCCAGAGGGCACUUCUGGAGCCCUGAAAGCUAUAGGGCUUCCCGAGGAUGCUGGAAUCGGGGGCCGUUCUCUGGCCCCUUGAAGUGGGGUGGUCACCCUCCAGCACUGUCAAGCUUAGAAGGCCUCUGAUCAGAAUUGAGGGAAGCUCUAGGAAAUCCUGGAGCACUGUAGGCAUUUUCCAGAAUCGCAGAUUCUUAAGUGAUCUCUCAGAAAUUUUAAAACUGUGUGUAGAAAUUGGGAACGAUUCUCUGGACUCUCUACCUGGGGAGGGAGAUGUUCAGCAGAGCUUGGAAGGCCAUCCACGAGUUUCUAGAAUGCUGGCAAAUCUAGAGAUGAAUCUAGAUGUCUAGAGCCCUGGCUGAAUUCUCCAGAUCCUUGGGGACCCUCCGUCUCAGCCAGUGCAGGAACAGGAGUAUGGCCGGAAGCAUCCCUGUAGGACACACGCUUAAGGAAGAGCACGCCUGAGUGUCCUUGUCCUUCUUUUGAGGUCUCCUAUGGGCGAUCCACCCCAAGAUAGACCCCACCAGGUGCAGACAGCGUGAGAGAGUGUGAGGACCCCCCUGCCAAGAAGUCUCACUCCCGUCUGUCUGCUCUGGCCACACCAGCCUUCUUUCACCUCCCAGACGGGUCCUGCCUUCUCUUGGGGUCUUCCUUCCCUCUGUCUAAUGACACAUUAGCCCCAGAUUCCUAUUCGGUUUAUACGCAGCAGGUUGAUUGGAGCCCCUCUGAAGGAUACAUCCCCUCUGUGUUCUCUUAGAUGACGUCUUCUGUCGUCAUGUCCUUGUUGAGCUUCCCGACUCCCCUUUAUUUUAAUGGUGGGGCACGGUGGUGCGUGUCGAGUGGCGGGGGGCGGGGGUCUUGCUAUGAAGCGAGGAGCAACAGCCCCCGGAAGGUGUGAGCAGGUGGUGCCGUAGUUAGCAGGGGCGGAGUCACGCGCCAGGGCUCGAAGCCUGCCCUGCAGCCCACCGCCUGUGGGAGCCCCUCCAGCCCCACCCAGGCCGGCCAGCAAGGAAGACCUGUGAAAGUCGGCCAGGGUGUCGGCCUCAGGAGCCUUCACGUAGCCCACGCUGUAACCACACGGUCUCGCACUCAUCACCCCCUUACUAGGUCCCUCCGGAAGGCCGGGCCUGCUCUGCUGGCCAUCAGGCUGGAGGUCUGGGUGGCUCCAGGCUUCAGAACAUUGGGCAGACGCACCCUCUCUCUCGGCCUCAGUCUGUCCGACUUACGGCUGUGGGAGCCUGGGCGAGGUACUUAACCUCUCUGAACCUCAGGCUUUCUCUGGAAAGUGGGGAUAAGGUUGGUUUAUCCUGUGAGAAGUCAGUGAGCGCUCAUAGAGGGUAUGAGAUGAGGAUUAAAAGUGACUUCACAGGGGCACCUGGGUGGCUCAGUCGUUAAGCGUCUGCGGGAAGCCUGCUUCUCCCUCUCCCACUCCCCCUGCUUGUGUUUCCCUCUCUCGCUGUCUCUCUCUCUCUCUCUGUCAAAUAAAUAAAUAAAAUCUUUAAAAAAAAAAAAAGUGACUCCACAUAAACCGAUGAGGACACAGCCUAGCCCCUGGUCUGUGCUGCAUAAAUGCUGAUCGGUAUUACUGUUGUUGUUAUGAAUAAUGGAAGCUCUCAGCACAUGCGUGCCAUGUGCCUGUCCUUGCAGGAGAGGACCUGUGUCAAUACCUGCUCUCCGGUCAUUUCAGACCAGAUAGCCUCUCCGCUGGCUCCUUGCUACAAGGUGACUCUUCGAACGUGGAUUCUUGUGGGGAGAGAGUGGCCAUCCAGGACUGUUGCCCGGUGCAAGAGCCAGGGAAGAGUCCCCGCGGCUCUUCCAGGGCUCAUUGAGAGACAUUCAUUUGUCUCCAUUGAAGAAGGGCCAGGGGGGACUUUCCAAAAAGUCUGGCUUGCCUCAAGGUUUUGGAAAAGAGCUAUUUUAGUCCAUCUGAGGACAUUGGGUGAUAUCAGCUCGGUCAGCCAAGAGUCAGGGCAGGUCCCUGGAGGUCCUGCUUUAAUGGACAGAUAAGACCAGCCUGCAAAGAGCAGGAAAAUGCCUGUGUCCUCUUCCUGGACACAGGCCGGUCUUUGGAAGGUUACUCCUUUGGGAAAACCCCCUCCUUCAGUAGUGCGAAGGGAGCCAGAUGGGCCACAAGCGCUGUCCCUUGGAUCUCAAGGACACUCAGCCCCAGAGUGUCUCGCUUUGCGAGCUGCUUCUCCAGGCCAAGCCUGCCUCUCCCACAGUCGGGAAGCGAGACUGACAACAUCUAAGGGCACUCUUUGCUCCGCUCUCUUCAAGGAGCGAGAACGUGACCUGCCCUUCAUCAUUUCAUUCCUCCACACCCCAUGGGCUCCUCUUAACCCCAUUUAACAGAGGGAAGAACUCAGAUCCAGAAAGGGGAAGUCACUUAGGAUCACAUAGGCAGGAAGGGGGCACAGCCGUGACUGGGACCCGGGUCUGUUCGGGUGCGAAGUUCAACCUCUUGACCGUCACUCUGCUAAACAAAGCUCGAGAGUCCUCCCGGCCACGGCACACAGACCAAUUCAAAACUGGGGACACAAGGAAACGCCACCGCCGAGCAGUCUCUUUGCCUUUUGGACUGUCUCCUUGAGCGUUCCAAUCAUGUACUAAGCAUUAUUUAAGGACUUAGAGCAGUGAUUCCAAUCCUCCAGCCUCCCUCAGCUGCCUUCUAGUUGGGUGGUCCUUCUCGGGGUCUGACCUACAUUCUCCUUUGCAGUUCUAAGUCCACUGGUGUGUGUUCAUUGAGCACCUGCCAAGUGCCCGGCAUACUGCUGGGCCCCAGCGAGGAGGAGAUGGGUUAGGUCUUGGUGUGGCAGGCACGGAGCAUGCUCUUCGCUGGGGAAGGGAGACACAGACACGUGUGAGCUUGACUCCUGCAGGGAGCAGGCCGGUGGAGGGGGAUGACCCCCCUCCCUGCUCCAGGUGUCUGAAAGAACAGGGCCCAAGGUCCCGUUUAGGAGGAGACAGGGUCUGGGAGGUCAGCAGAGUGAUGCAGGUGUCAGGGAGACAGAUCCGAGUUCAGAUCACGACUCAUUGCCUGGAUGACCUUUGACACCUGUUCACUUGAGCUCUUAGCCUCAGUUUCCUUAUCCGUAAUACAGAACCACCGUUGUAGUAGAGUGAUGGAGCCUUAACAGGGGACUCAGUAAGAUGUGCUUUUGGGGCGCCCGGCCUGGGGCCCGGCACACGGUAGGAACUGAAUCCAGCUUUGUGGCCUAGAGCAGUGGCAGCCAAGUCUGGUUCACUGAGGGAAUCUCAGGAAACCGUCUGCAACAGGGCACCAUCUAAGCAUCCAGCUCUGUAGUUAGGUGGGGGAUAGGCAAGGUAGAGGCGAAUGUUCUAGGGAAUCCCAGGGGAUUUGGAGCAGUCCUGGGGCAAGGAAGGCUGGGUUCUAGCGCUGGUUCUACCGCCUCUCUGGGCCUUUGCUCUAGGCCUCGGGCUCCUGGUCUGUGUGGAGCCAUCUGAGUGAACCUGGACGGUCUUUCUAGAAGUUCUUUGCUGCCCUCUAGCGGACAUGGGCACUCUCACCUCCCGGCAGCAUAAUUACUGCAUGUCUGGAGCCCUUACCUGGGACCCCAGGCUACGUGCCUGUGAGGACGCAGGUCUUUCCACUGCAUACACUUGGGGAGCAGGGAGGACGUUCACAGGUGUCCCUCACUGUAUGUUACCAUCGUUUGCAGGCCUAGAUGAGGAAGGUGAGAUCAGGGAAGGAAAAGCCUGCCCCCAUAGUCACCUGGCAAAUCACAAGGGCUGGGGCUCAAGGCUGUCGGUGGCCUAGCUCUUUGGGAUGGGUGGGGAAGAAGUAAAGCCUAGAAACCGCUGAGCAGUGAGUAGGUCCCCUCUCCUGAUGCUGGUUACGGAGUCCUGGGUGCUGCCCACCUCCAGUUUCACCCUGAGUGGGCAGGUGACACUCUGAGUCCAGGGGAGCUGAGCAGUCAGGUGUCUGGGGCAAGGCCUGGGGCUGGAUACCUCCUCGUGGGGAAGGAAGGUCCCCCUGCCAUCCCCUUCCAUCAUUAGCACAGAAAGGCCUGAACCCUGACCAUGCCCUCGGGUCUGAGUCCCACCCAGUGUCCUCAAUGUCCCUGUUGGUCCUUCCUUCUUCCUGGAGAACCUCGCAGAGAGUUGCUUUCUGGCCCUCACUUCCAUUCCCUCUUCGUGGAUCUCUCCCGAUUAUAAAUCUGACCGGCCAUUCCCUUCUGAAAACCCACCAGCACUCCCCAUACACUCCAGAUUCACGAGCGGAGCCUUCGGCCGGCCUCACAGGCCUACCUGCUGGGCAUCGGCCCCCUCCCCAGUCUUGCUCUCGCCACUGGCCUCCCCCCUCCGAGCUCCAGCUCCGCGGUUUGGCUGGUUGGGUGUUUUGGCUGGUUGGGUUUUGCUUUCCAGAUGCAUCUUUGUGUCUCUGCCUCCUCUGUGGCUCCGCGGGUGCUAUCCCUCAGUCUGGAGCACGCUGUCCUCCCUCCACGGGCCCCCUGGCACUUUUGUCUGGUGAACUCAGCAGGUUAGAUUCCCCUCCCCUGGCCUCUGCUUCCCCAUCACUGCAGUGACCAUCUGUCUUACCAUCUUCUCCUCCCCACCCUGGGGAGUGAGCUUUAGGAGGUCCUUCCUGUGCUCCAUCGUACCCCCAGCACCAAGCACAGAGUGUGAGCCUGGUGAAUAAAUGAGUGAAUGAAUAAGUGUGGGAGCAAGCCUGGGCCCUAGAGUCAGGCUGAUGUGGCCCCCAGCUCAGCCGUAAGCUGGGUGACCUUGAACAAGUCCUGUUCCCUCCCUGAGCACCCAUGUGUUCCUCUGAAAAUGACCAUUCCUGCUGCGCCUCCUGCAUGGGUAGGCCCUCCCCCUCCUCCUGGACUGGUUCCGGAGGUGGCCAGUUCCUGUGGACUCUUGGGCCCUGGGUACCCCCAGGAGGGCAGGGGCCCCAGAGCCUCCACCCUCCCACCCUGAUGGCCAGAGGGGAAAGAGGGGUCAGCAUCCCCAGACUACAAAUGACCUUGCAUCCUGUGGUCCAGGGUUAAUUUUUUAAAAACAGCUCAAAGUCCAGGUGGGCUUUGGAAGAGUUUGCUCUCUCUGUUUGCCCUGGUUAAUCAUCUCAGGAAAGCACACAUCCCUGGAGGCAGGCAAAGAGAUCAACAUCCAGGCAUCUGCCCUCCCCCCAGGAGAGGCUGUGUAGCUGAAUAAGCGUCCUGUCCAAAAGAGGCCAGUAUCUGUCUUUACCCCUCUGUGGCCCGGCCUUCCCGUGGGGCCAGUGCGGUUGACAGCCCUAGUGCAGAGCUGCGGGGAAGAGCAGAGGAGCCAUCAUGGGGCCAUGGGCAAGCUUCAGAGGAGGGCUCUAUUCCUACUGAGUCAUUGUGGGUUUUUCACACUCAUAGUAGCUCGGUUUCUCCGGACAGACCUGGAGUUCAU
Messenger RNA from Ailuropoda melanoleuca (giant panda), 9501 nucleotides. RefSeq names its product kinesin-like protein KIF12. Bases 201 to 1913 code for a protein of 570 amino acids. Lineage: Eukaryota; Metazoa; Chordata; Mammalia; Carnivora; Ursidae. Gene Ontology annotation, cellular component: microtubule associated complex. The record is from RefSeq and is a predicted model, not a curated record. The transcript is spliced from 14 exons. Gene Ontology annotation, molecular function: microtubule binding; microtubule motor activity; ATP binding. Gene Ontology annotation, biological process: mitotic spindle organization; spindle elongation; microtubule-based movement.